This is a messenger RNA of Rotaria sp. Silwood2, 420 nucleotides long. NCBI's taxonomy places the organism in Eukaryota, Metazoa, Rotifera, Eurotatoria, Philodinida, Philodinidae. The record is from the annotation of a GenBank genome assembly.
AUGAAAUAUUUACUACAUAUCUGCCUAGAUAAGACGGGUAAAAUAUGUGCGGCCGACUUUCGACAAGCUAUGCUGGGUGAUUAUCAUCUUAAAGUUUUUCGUACUACAACAAUCGAUGCCUACAUUGCCGAAUUGAGUAAUCAUACGGGAUGGAUUACAUUCGAACAAUUCAAACAGUUUAUACGAAUGGAUACAAAUACGUUCAAGAAUUCUCUGUUUACUAUUGAACUCAAACAGGCAUUCGAUGAAGUUGAUACCAAUAAGGAUGGCUUUAUAUCGUCACAGGAAGCACGUCAAGGUAUUACUUUAGCUGGUCAAUACAUAUCAGGAUUAACUUUUAAACAAAUUAUUCAAAUGUUUGAUGAUGAUGACGAUGGACAAAUGUCGUUUGAAGAAUUCUUGAAUAAUAUUAAAAAAUAA